Messenger RNA from Colossoma macropomum (tambaqui), 3586 nucleotides. It is a transcript of the gene znf740b, whose product is annotated as zinc finger protein 740b. The coding region runs from base 200 to 1048 and encodes 282 amino acids. The record is from RefSeq and is a predicted model, not a curated record. The transcript is spliced from 7 exons. Gene Ontology annotation, molecular function: DNA-binding transcription factor activity, RNA polymerase II-specific; RNA polymerase II cis-regulatory region sequence-specific DNA binding. Lineage: Eukaryota; Metazoa; Chordata; Actinopteri; Characiformes; Serrasalmidae. Gene Ontology annotation, biological process: regulation of transcription by RNA polymerase II. Gene Ontology annotation, cellular component: nucleus.
CUGAGAGCACUUCCGGUAGCGUUUCCUGUGUUUGUAAACUGGGGAAAAAAAAUUGGGAGUCCGAGGAGAGAAAUCGCGCAGAAAGAGAAGAGAAGGCUUGCGCCCCUGAUGAUUGUGGCUUGUGUGGUAUCUGUUCAUUCUCUCUACCCAGUGUGAAGCUCUCUGUCCCCCAACACACGCACACACUCUCAUCCCUGCGAUGUCACAACUUUCCAGCAACUCAGUCCGAGAGCACAUGAAAUGGGCUGGGUUGCUGGGCUGUGAGGCAGUGCUCUCCAGUAUGGCUUUGAUGCAGGCCAGUUCCACACCCAGCCAUAAAAAGAUGGCCACUCCAUUGGGCCAGGGUCAGAGAGACAACCACAGCCACAGCCACGGGCAUAACCACAACCACAACCAGAACCAAAACCACAACCAGAACCACAGCCAGGAUGCCCAUAGUCACCACAGCCACAUGGUCCUGCCCUCUGGAGUCAGCUGCCCACCAAUGCUCAUUAAUAAGGAUGGAGAGUUCCACUCUUCCAGGCUGCUGGAGGAGAAGGACAUGCAGUCCAGCCAGAACCUGCAGCCAAAGAAGAAGAACAGAAAGACAGGAACGCCUACCAAAGUGAGAGAAAAAGCACAGGUGGAGAUGCCCGAUCCCAGCGAUGACAGCUCCCUCAACUCCCAAGUCCAAAAGAACUUCAUCUGUGAGCACUGCUAUGGAGCAUUCCGGAGUAGUUACCACCUGAAACGGCACAUUCUCACCCAUACAGGAGAGAAGCCUUUUGGGUGUGAUAUGUGCGACAUGCGGUUUAUUCAGCGCUAUCACCUGGAGAGACACAAGCGUGUACACAGUGGAGAGAAGCCUUAUCAGUGUGACCGCUGUCAGCAGAACUUCUCUAGGACGGACCGGUUGUUGCGGCACCGGCGGCUGUGUGCUGUAGGCAUUGCUAAGGAGGAGAACCAGUCGUGCUGUGAGGGCCGCUCUUACUCACAGGACCCCCCUCAGCACACAGCAUCCUGGAGCCCCCUACAGGCCAACAGCAGCAACAGCAGGCUGGCUGUGUGAAGCUCUGUGCUCUGAUGGAAGCCUCUGGUCAGCCAGCUCAGUCGGAGAGGAGUGGACUCAAUGCAGCCACCUGGGGGCGCUCUACUGUGCCAGACUGAUCCCAGAGUUUCUGGCAAAGACUCCAUCUCCAGCCCCGCUCCAACCAGGUCAAUAUUCAGCCACAGACGGUGGAAGUGUUUUUUUGUAUUGUUUUGACUUGGGCGGAGGGGGAUCUUUUUGUAUUGUUCUUUUUAAAGUAGAUGGUACUGACCCUGGAAGGGUUGGAGUAGUUUGUUAUACUGCACAGGCAAUAAUGAGUUCAGUUAGCAAGUAGAGGAUCAGUGAGAUGGGGUUAUUACUACUACAUCCUUUGAUAGUUCAAGUGACAGGAUAGAGAAUGAUUGACACACAUAACACAGCCAGUUAAAUGUGUUGAAUUGCAUUUGGGAUGUCACAAGAAUAAUAUCUUUGAACAGGUUCGGGGGCUUCAGCCAUCGUCACAUGUGGCCUUGAAAUUGUCAGAACUAAAACUUGCUCCAACCUUUUGUGGCACAUGUCUGCAGCAAGAUAACCAGUAGUGCAAGGAGGUGCUAACCAGUGUAAAACUAACUAAUACAACAGCUGAAGGGUUGUUAUCCAUUCUGAUCAUUUGAAUUUUUCCAAACCAGUGCAAACAGAUUUGGACAACCUGGCCCUUAAAGAUGUGGUUCAGUGAAAAUUCAAAUUUACACAGUUUUCCACUGUGGCGUCCAAGUUUUGCUGCAUUAGUUUAGCUCUGUGGCUGUGUUGCUAGCAAACACUAGAAGUCAGUAGUCACCCAAAUCUUUUCCGUAAAUACAUCCCCAGAGCAUGUCUCAACCCUCUCAAACCUCAUUGAGAUUUUCAUUAAGGUUGCGCACGUGACUUGCUGUAAAUUAUAAAUAUGAGGUUGAAGUUUUACGUUGUCCUAAACUACUUUAACAAUCUGCACAGCCUUAAUGAAGACCUAGAUGCAGUUUGAGCGAGUUAGAAGUUUUAGGGAUGUAAUUACGGAAAAAGAUUUGGGUGAUUAAUGACUUCUGGUGUUUAGCAGUGUUAGCCCCGUAGCUCCAGCGCUAAACUAAAGAAGGAAAAUUUGGACACUAAACAUGUCUCGUCUGACAUGGUAAGUGGAAAUUGGUGUCCAUUAGAUUUUCAGUCAACCAUUCCUUUUAACAGUGUAAGUGGCAAGAGUUUUGCAUCCAGCUACAAGAGUACGAGACUGCAUGGACAGAUGUGAUCUGGAAAUGAGAACACAUGUCUGGGGACAACUGUCAAACUUUUGGAGCUAGGGGACAGCCCCUCUAAAACCUGCCCCCAAAUUCCUCUAGUCACUGCUCAUUUAACGUCAAGUAUAAGCAAUAAUACCAGCAAAACAAACUAGCUAGAGAAACUGUUUAUUUUUACAGCAUGUAAUGUGUUUGCCAUGCACUCGUCUACAUGCAUAAUUGGAGUUUUUGAGGGGAUUUUUCAGCCAUGCUUAUGUUGACGUCCAUGGAAUAACGACAGGCUUGUUUGUCAAAUAGUGCUGACGAGCCCACCUACUUUGACCUCCACCUUUACGAGGAGUUGGAUUAGUUUACAAAUUUCGCACUCUGUUUGUUCGCACCAUAAUAAGCCUAUAUUUCCAUCCACAUUUAGCCCAAGAUUUCUCAUGGCUGUCCCCGGACGUUCUCGUUACAAGAUCCUGUCUGGUCCAGCGAAUGAUGAAUCAGUUAUGAUCAACACUUUUGUAGCCCUAGCAGUUUGAAAGCCACUGAUUCAUACAAAUGCUAUCAGAUGAGAAGCAAACAAAAAGUCAGAUUGCAAUAAUGCUUAUGUUGUUUGAGGGACUUUUCUACCUUCUAGGGUACAUCUAGGAAAUUAAUACAUACUGGUGCAGGUCAUACAUUCAUUGAAAAGGUCAUGAAAGGCAUUUGUGUUUAUCCUUUGCAAUUUUUAUGUGCUUAUGAACUGUUCGUUUAUGGAUACUACUUGUCUUAUAAACAAGUCAGAUCCAGGUUGGAAAUGGAUCAUUCAGUGACUGGAUCAGUUUUUACUAGGUCUUGUAUUUCUGACAGUGCGUCUUAAGAACUGUAAUUGGACUCAAAAACACUGGAUCGAUUUGGGCCAAACAGUAUGUGCUUUUAACACUUAGUCAUAGUCAUUUUUUAUAUCUGAACCUAUUACAGACUUUGAGAACACAGACUACAUGCAGUUUUCAUCUGCUGAAUUAUUAAGUUAAUAUAUUUUUUUAUUUUUGCAUUUUCCAAGACAUUUUCUGUAGUUAUAGUUUUUAGGCUGCUGCAGGUGUUUAAACUGGUAGUCUCGAUAGUCCUGCCCCCUUUUGUAAUAAGUAGGUUUGCAUGAAGUUCAGUUCCUCAAAAUGUAUACUGUAUUGUGAUUGUUAAAAGAGAGAAGAAAGUAUUUUUUGGAACCAUUACUAUUAUUUUUUUGGUUUGUAUUUUUUAUCAUGCUCAAACAUGCACACUAAACUUUCUUACCCAGCUAGACAUGUAGUGAAUGGAGAUAUAGGGCCUCAAACACCAAUAAAUUGAUUUC